AUAGCUUUAUUCUGCAGAUAUAUCAAUGCUAUGUGAAUGAUAGAAUGGUGUACAUCUCAUCUAUGGAGACUGUAUAAAAUUUUCCAUUUCUAUCAGGACGUUUCAGGAUUUUGAAGUCACUUAAGCACUUGCCAAGGCUUAAAGACAUUGUUGGACACUGAUAUCCUAUCUCCUAAAAUGUGAUAGUCACAUCCUUCCUGCUAAGCUUAUUUUGUGAAGGUUAAUAGUCAAGAUGGUACAUGCUGAAGCCUUUUCUCGUCCAUUGAGUCGGAACGAAGUUGUUGGUUUAAUUUUCCGUUUAACAAUAUUUGGUGCAGUAACAUACUUCACUAUCAAAUGGAUGGUAGAUGCGAUUGACCCAACCAGAAAGCAGAAAGUAGAAGCUCAGAAACAGGCAGAAAAACUGAUGAAGCAAAUUGGUGUGAAAAAUGUGAAGCUUUCAGAAUAUGAAAUGAGUAUUGCUGCUCAUUUAGUAGACCCUCUUAAUAUGCAUGUUACAUGGAGUGAUAUAGCAGGUUUAGAUGAUGUCAUUACAGAUCUGAAGGACACAGUCAUCUUACCUAUCAAAAAGAAGCAUUUGUUUGAGAAUUCCAGGCUUCUGCAGCCUCCAAAAGGUGUUCUUCUGUACGGACCUCCAGGCUGUGGGAAAACGUUAAUUGCCAAAGCUACAGCCAAAGAAGCAGGCUGUCGAUUUAUUAACCUUCAGCCUUCGACACUGACUGAUAAGUGGUAUGGAGAAUCUCAGAAACUGGCUGCUGCUGUUUUCUCCCUUGCCAUAAAGCUGCAACCUUCCAUCAUAUUUAUAGAUGAAAUAGACUCCUUUCUACGAAACCGUUCAAGUUCUGACCAUGAAGCUACAGCCAUGAUGAAAGCUCAGUUUAUGAGCCUCUGGGAUGGACUGGAUACUGAUCACAGCUGCCAGGUCAUAGUGAUGGGAGCUACCAAUCGCCCUCAAGACCUUGACUCGGCUAUAAUGAGAAGAAUGCCUACAAGGUUUCAUAUCAACCAGCCUGCUCUAAAACAAAGAGAAGCAAUCUUGAAACUCAUCCUGAAAAAUGAAAAUGUGGAUAGACAUGUAGAUCUUCUAGAAGUUGCCCAGGAAACUGAUGGGUUUUCAGGAAGUGACCUAAAAGAAAUGUGUCGAGAUGCCGCCCUCCUCUGCGUCAGGGAGUAUGUCAAUUCUACAUCAGAGGAAAGUCAUGAUGAAGAUGAAAUCCGGCCUGUGCAGCAGCAGGACCUGCAUCGGGCAAUUGAAAAGAUGAAGAAAUCAAAGGAUGCAGCGUUUCAGAAUGUUUUGACUCAUGUUUGUUUAGAUUAGAAGUAAAGAUCAUUUGUAUGGUUCAGUGA
Peromyscus eremicus (cactus mouse) is the source of this 1347-nucleotide messenger RNA. RefSeq names its product ATPase family AAA domain containing 1 (gene Atad1). The transcript is spliced from 11 exons. The coding region runs from base 233 to 1318 and encodes 361 amino acids. The record is from RefSeq and is a predicted model, not a curated record. Lineage: Eukaryota; Metazoa; Chordata; Mammalia; Rodentia; Cricetidae. Gene Ontology annotation, cellular component: mitochondrial outer membrane. Gene Ontology annotation, molecular function: ATP hydrolysis activity; ATP binding.